Messenger RNA from Ichthyophthirius multifiliis, 2829 nucleotides. RefSeq names its product tetratricopeptide repeat protein. NCBI's taxonomy places the organism in Eukaryota, Ciliophora, Oligohymenophorea, Hymenostomatida. The transcript has 5 exons. Gene Ontology annotation, biological process: cilium movement; cilium assembly. Gene Ontology annotation, molecular function: protein binding. The record is from RefSeq and is a predicted model, not a curated record. Gene Ontology annotation, cellular component: motile cilium; extracellular exosome.
AUGGCAUAACCAGAUCCAAAAUUAUUAUCAAUGUUAGAAAAAGUAUCUCAUCCAAUUCUUGAAUUGGAUUUAAAAUUAAAGGUACAUGGUGUAUAUAAUUUUCCUGAAGAAUGGAAAUAAACAGAUGAAUUGAAUCCAACUUUAUUUUCCUAUUCAGCCAAGAUAUUUUAAUUAGAAGCACAUGAUGGUAAGUUACAUUCUCGUGAAUUAACUGAAAAAGAACUAAAAGAAUAAGAAGAAUUAGCUUUAUAAAAGAACAAAAAAGCUCCUGCAGCAAAAAAAGAUAAAAACGCAGUCCAAGAAGUUAUUUUAACACCUGAAGAAGAAGAAUAGUUAAGACUUUAAUAAGAAAUAGAGGCCGAAAAAGUAAGAGUUUUUUAAUCAAUGUGGGAUUAAUUAGAUGAAUAAGGAAGAUUUUAUCACAUAAGUGAAGAUAAAUACAAACAAGGAUGGAUAAACUGGGAAAAAGAUGAAGAUUAAACUAAAAAAGAAGGUGAAGAUUUAGAUUAUUUAGAAGAAUGUAUAUAUGAAAAAUAAGGGGAAUAUAUUUAUUUUUAGAAAAAUGUUCUUGCUUCUGAUGAUGAAAUUGUAAAAAUGAAAAAAACAAAGCCAAAAGGACUUAAUUUAGCAGAUUUAAAUAAUUUGACUUUCCGAGCAUGGGUAAAUUUAAAAGAAUUUGAAAAUCCAGGUACUAUAGAAAUUACAUAAAGAUGUUAAUUAGAAUAAGUUAUUUCUGAAGAUUCCCCUUCAGAUUUACCUAAAUUUAAUACUGAAAAAUGCUAUAUUAAAAUAAGUUUAAUUUUAAGUUAAGCUAUAUCUCCUUUAGUUGAAGAAGUUAAACCUACUAUAGAGGAAUUAGUACCUAAGAAUUUAAAUAUUAGUAAAUAAUAAAAUACAAAAAGUAUUAUUAAUGAAUUAAAAAAUGAGCUUGUGGGUGCAAUAGAAUCUUUGGCGUUGGAAUAUUAAAUGUUUGGAAGUCAAAAUAAUACAAAUAGUGAUAAUAAAAAUAAAGGAUAUACUUAUUAAUAAAAAGCUUAAGAGGCUUAAGGAAGAAAAGAGUUGUUUUUAUAUCAUUUUGGAAAAGAAAAUAAAUAUAAAAUUUUAAAAGAAAAAUUAAAGAAGUCUAUAAUAAAGAUAUGCCGAGAUAAAUUUUAAAAAAACGGGUUUAUUUAAGGUAUAACAAACGAUUAAAAAGAUAUGUUUUAUUCAGAAAUUUAUGUAUUUUUAAUAGAAUAAACUAGAUAAACUUUAUCUGAUUUAAUUGAGUUAAAAAAAGAAGAUUUUCAUGAAGAUAUUAUUUUAACUUAUGAAUAAAGUUAAAAAGAAAGAGAUAAAAUAUUAAUAAAUAUUACAAAAGAAAGUUAAGAAGAGAAAUUAUUAAGACUUUCUAAUGAAUAUGAAAUAAUUAAUUAAAUAGAUUUAGCCGAGAAAUAUAUGAAAAAUUUAAUAUAUUUAAAUAGUUAAGUACAUACAUCAUAUUUUUAAUACACUAAAUUUCUUUUAAGAAAUAAAAAUUUCAAUAAAGCAGAAAUGAUGCUCGAAUAAGCUUUGAAAUUUGAUCCUUUAAAUAAAGACUAUUAGCUUUUAAUGAGUAGUUUAUAUUUAAGGAGAAAUAGACAUAAAGAAUGUCUUAAUAUUUUAAAUAAAUUACUUAAUUAGGAUAAAGCUUGUAAAUUAUAUAAUACUAUGAUAUCUAUUAUUUAUUAGAAAUGGUUAAACGAUCAAAAAUAAAGUGAAAAAUAUAAAAAAAUAUCAGAAAAAAUUUACUUGAAAAACUAAGGAAUGCUACCUCCAAAAAUUAAUCGUAAAAAAUUCGCAAAUCCAUUCGAAACUCCUAAUUUUAAACCGAUUAUAAAUGAUGCAGAUUUAAAUAAAGGACCAACUUUGUAAAAUGAUUAGUGGGAUGAAAUAUAUUUAGAAGUUAUUGAUUAUUUUUAGAAAAAUAGCCUUUAUGAAUUAGUAGAAUAGUGUAUGGAGUUUGUUUUUGAUAAUGGAACAAGUAAAGUUUAACUUAUUAAUUGUCAAAUUCAACUAUUUAAAGAAAAUUAUGGAGAAUGUCUUAAUAUUGUUAAUAAACUUUUGGUAAAAAAUAAAAAUAGUUUAGAUGUUUAAAUGUUAAAAGCUAAUAUAUGUUAUUUAUCAGAUAAACUAUAUGAAUGUGAAGAAGUUUUCUUAAAAGCUUUAAAAUUAAGAGGAUAGAAAAAUUAAAGUUAUUUUAAUCCUAUUGUAUUUUUAAGAUUGGGUUCUAUUUAUUUAUAGAGAAAAUCAUGGGGAGAUGCAAAAAAAAUAUUCGCGAAAUCUGUUGAUAAUAAACCAAAUUCAAGCCUAUCUUGGUUAGGUUUAGGUAUUGCUUGUUUAAGAUUAAAUGAAAAAAAAGAAGCUGAAGAAGCAUUAACAUAAUCUAAUAUUUAUGAUUCUUUUAAUGGAGAAGUUUGGGGUUACUUAGCUUUACUUUGUCUUUUAGAUAAAAGUAGAUUAAUUUAAUCUGAUUAAUGUUUAGGUGAAUUAAUUAAAACUGAUGUUACUGAUAUAAUUUUAUUAGAAGAAUUAGGUGAUGAAUUAUCAAAUAUUGGAUAAUAUAUUAAUGCUGAGAUAAUUUAUUCUAAAAUAAUAGAAAUUUAAAGAUAAAAAAAAUAAUAUUAAAAAAAUAAUUUAUGUGAUAUUAAUGUUAAAUACGGAAAAAUAAAAAUAAAUUUAAGAAAAUAUAAAUAAGCAUUAUAAUGCUUUGAGGAAGCACUAAAAAUGUCAGAAGGAGAAACUUAAAAAGCUAUUAUAAAAGAACUAAUUUAAAAUGCUAUAUUUUAUUCAAAUAAUUCUAGAUAUGAUUGA